Messenger RNA from Nomascus leucogenys (northern white-cheeked gibbon), 4401 nucleotides. It is a transcript of the gene POGLUT3, whose product is annotated as protein O-glucosyltransferase 3. Gene Ontology annotation, cellular component: endomembrane system. Lineage: Eukaryota; Metazoa; Chordata; Mammalia; Primates; Hylobatidae. The record is from RefSeq and is a predicted model, not a curated record. Gene Ontology annotation, molecular function: protein binding; glucosyltransferase activity.
AGAGGUGGAGGCCAGGCGUGCCUGAGGCCUUGGCAAUAAACAGCCAGCGCACACUCGCAGCCUCGGUCUCUGUGCGGACCCCUCCACCCCUUUCCUCCACGGGGCCUAUGGGGCUGCGGGGAGGAAGGGGCGCGCCCAUCGUCGACCCCUACGGGGCGCGCAGUGGGUGAUUGCGGCACUGCCUCACGUUCCCGCCCGAGGGAUCCGGGGCGGGACAGCGGGCGGGAAAAGGAGCCUGCGCCGCACUUUCCCGCCCGAAAGACCCGCCCCGCGGUGGGCCCCAGUCCCCGCCCGGCCCGCGGCGCUGCCCGCCCCUCCUCGCCGCCGCAGAGCUGGACCGCAGUUGUGCCCCGCCGACCAUGCGCCGCCUCCCGCGGGCCCUGCUGCUGCAACUGCGCCUCGCCCUGCUGGUGGCCGCGGGGGCCCCGGAGGUGCUGGUCAGCGCGCCGCGGAGCCUGGUGUGGGGGCCCGGGCUGCAGGCGGCCGUCGUCCUGCCGGUCCGCUAUUUCUACCUGCAGGCGGUCAACUCGGAGGGCCAGAACCUCACUCGCUCUCCCCCAGGUCAAACAUCAUUCAAAGUAGUAGUCAAAUCUCUUUCACCUAAAGAAUUGGUCCGGAUACAUGUCCCUAAGCCUUUGGACAGGAAUGAUGGAACAUUUUUGAUGAGAUAUAGGAUGUAUGAAACUGUCGAUGAAGGGCUGAAGAUAGAGGUCCUUUAUGGUAAUGAACAUGUGGCUCAGUCUCCCUAUAUUUUGAAAGGACCAGUGUACCACGAGUACUGUGAGUGUCCGGAAGAUUCUCAGGUCUGGCAGAAAACUCUUUCUUGUCCAACCAAGGAACCACAGAUCGCAAAAGAUUUUGCUUCCUUUCCCAGCAUCAAUCUCCAGCAAAUGCUAAACGAAGUCCCCAAAAGGUUUGGGGACGAGAGAGGAGCCAUUGUUCAUUACACGAUUCUCAAUAACCAUAUUUACCGGAGAUCUUUAGGGAAAUAUACAGACUUCAAGAUGUUCUCUGAUGAGAUUUUGUUAUCAUUGACAAGAAAGGUCCUUCUCCCAGAUUUAGAAUUUUAUGUUAAUCUUGGAGAUUGGCCCUUGGAGCAUCGAAAAGUCAAUGGGACCCCCAGCCCUAUACCUAUCAUUUCAUGGUGUGGCUCUCUGGAUUCAAGAGAUGUUGUCCUUCCAACGUAUGACAUCACCCAUUCCAUGCUUGAAGCCAUGCGGGGUGUUACAAAUGAUCUCCUCUCUAUUCAGGGAAAUACAGGGCCUUCCUGGAUCAAUAAAACAGAGAGAGCUUUCUUCAGAGGUAGAGACAGCCGAGAGGAGAGGCUCCAGUUGGUACAGCUGUCCAAAGAAAAUCCUCAGCUACUAGAUGCAGGAAUUACAGGAUAUUUCUUUUUCCAAGAGAAAGAAAAGGAGCUUGGAAAAGCCAAGUUGAUGGGUUUCUUUGAUUUCUUUAAGGAAAAUGAUGAAGAAGCCAAGAAGAUUGCAAAAGAAGGACAGUUGAUGGCUAGGGACCUACUACAGCCACACAGGCUUUACUGCUACUAUUACCAAGUACUGCAGAAAUAUGCUGAGCGCCAGUCCAGCAAACCCGAAGUACGUGAUGGAAUGGAACUUGUUCCUCAGCCAGAAGAUAGCACAGCCAUCUGCCAGUGCCGCAGGAAAAAGCUUUCAAGAGAAGAGCUUUGAGUCAGACCAGAUUCACACUCCUGUGUAUCCCGGCUACAUCUUUAAGGAAGGAUCGAAUCUAAGCUGUGAAGGACAGUACAGAAGACUCUACCAAGUGGACUAGUUCUCCUGGUGGCUUUAUAUAUGUAGAUGGAUAUAGCAGUACUGGUUGAGUAUCCCUUAUCUGAAAUGCUUACGACCAGGAGUGUUUCAGGUUUCAGAUUUUUUCAGAUUUGGGGAUAUUUGCCUAUACAUAAUGAGAUAUCUUGGGGAUGAGAUCCAAGUCUAAACACAAAAUUCAUUUAUAUUUCAUAUAUACCUUGUUCACAUACUCUGAAGGUAAUUUUAUAUAAUAUUUUUAAUAAUUUGUGCAUGAAACAAAGUUUGUAUACAUUGAACUGUCAGAAAGCAAAGGUGUCACUAUCUUAGUGACCCAUGUGGUGUUGUCAGCACUCAGAAAGUUUUGGAUUUUGGAGUAUUUCAGAUUUUAGAUUUUUGUAUGAGGGAUGUUCAACCUGUAUUUGAACAAGCAUUACCAAAUAUCAUUGGAUAUUAAUAUCUUUUGCGUAAAAACUGCUAUUAUCAGCAUCAUAGUUUCUCUAAAAAGAAAACUUGGGGAUCAUAGCCGAUAGAGAGGCUUGCUAAAAUAUAAAUCAGCCUCUGCAAAACUGUUUACAUAUUUAUUGGUUUACAUAUUUUAUUGGUUUGUUUCUAUCCCCUGUUCACUUUUUCUCUUCCACUUCCAAUUAUGAAGGGAAAAUAUUUGUUCAGGGUUCCCCCCCCGCCGUCACUGCGUAAUUUCUCCUCUUACAAGCUGCUUUUGGCUUUCAUUAAUAACAGCUUCCUUUUAGAAAGUCUGAUAAGGAUAUUUAAGGAAGAAGAGAAUGACUCUGUUAUUAAAGGUGGCAAGGAGACUGUGGAGGGAAUAUUUUUUAAAGCACUACUCAUAUCCUUUAAACUAAAUUUUGCCAAAGCCAGAGACAACAUUAAGGAGAAAUUGUGCCUGAAGGUAGUAAUUCCAAAUCUAUCUGAGUUGUAUACCACAAAGACAAUACAGUUAUUAACGUAGAUGAAGGUAUGCUAUAGGCAUCAUUCAUUAUCUCUAUAUUGAAUAGGUAAAAGAUAACUGUAGUCAGGUGAAGGGCGUUCAUUAUUUUUAAGCUGAAAAGGGGAUCCUUGAAAACACUGAAAACCUCUACAACAAUCUUCAGGAAGCCUGCUAUCUUGGGAUUCACUAAUAAUAGGCCAAGAACAAAGGCAAGCAUCCAUUCCUCACUCCACCACUUUUCUAUUUCAGUGGGUGUCAUUGCUAAGAUAAAGACUUUGGAAAUUUCCUCUGUCUUUUAGGACAGGGUCAGGAUUUAGGACUCAUAGCCUGAAAGCUCAUUACAUACUCCUUGUAACCCUCAGUCCAAGGUUCAGUUCACUAAAGUGCAUGUUCUAAAACAAGAGCUAUCCUCAUUCCCAAUUUUAAAAUAUGUACUCUGGCCGGUUGCAGUGGCUCACGCCUGUAAUCCCAGCACUUUGGCAGGCCGAGGUGGGCGGAUCUUUUGAGGUCAGGAGUUCAAGACCAGCCUGGCCAACAUGGUGAAACCCCGUCUCUACUAAAAAUACAAAAAUUAGCCGGGCAUGGUGGCAUUUGCCUGUAAUCCCAGCUACUCGGGAGGCUGAGGCAGGAGAAUCACUUGAACCUGGGAGGCAGAGGUUGCAGUGAGCCGAGAUUACACCACUGCACUCCAGCCUGGGCGACAGAGUGAGACUCCAUCUCAAAAACGGAAAAUAAAAAUAAAAAUAUGCACUCUCCUAAUUGAAAUAUUUACUUAAUCUGGAAAACAAUGUAACUAUUUUUAAAGUGGUUACAUCUAUUCUUGCUGAAGAACAAUAAACAGAAUUUUUUGACUAAGCAUAACCAAAUUUCAGAACAGUCUAAUCAAUGCCAAGUAUCCAAGGCAAACUCUAAUACCCAUCCAUUGUGCAAAACCACAAGCACACAAGUAUUAAGUAAGAGCAAGCUGUCCUGGGACCAUACCUAAUGAAUUUGUGUCUUAAAUAUUCUACAUAGUGUUUGAGGCUUGUCAAAACUGGGGUUAUGGCAAGAAAGGUUGCCUGCCUCAUACCUUUCUGCCUAAAUUCCAGGUGCUAAAGGCUAAUGGCAUUUUAAACAUCUUAAAUUUUUAAAAAUUUAUAUUGCCUCUGCCAAACAGGCCUAAUAGUUAAAAGCAAGUUGAGACAAACCAGGCAGCUUCAGUGAGUGGAACAGGAAGGAUGUGCUUUAAAAAAAGGUGGAAUCCCUCAAAAAAUUCUCUAGGGAGACAGCAGCCUUAAUCUACAUAAUUCUUCAUCUCGCCAAUUCAGCCGCAGCCUUUAAAGAGUUAGUGUUAAUGGCUUUCUGGUUUGAAAACAAAAAUGUAUCUAUGUGGUUGAAAGUUUGGGAGGAGAUUCACCAAUGUCUAAGGAGAAGAUGGAGUGAAGGGAAUUUUUACUUUUUGCUUUAUACCUUUCUAUAAUAUUUAAAUUUUUUUUACUAUAAGUAUGGAUUAAAUUGCAAAAUAAAGAAAAAUGCCAAUCUUAGAAAAGACAAUAAAUGCACAAAAGAUAUAAAUAGGAACAGGAAAUAUUUAUAUUUUUUCCGUUAUGCUCUUUUUAAAUCUAUGUUUAGAACUUUAUAUCUUGGGACAUAUGUAUAUAUAUACUUUUUAAAUAAAAUAAAUUUUCUAAAUAAAAAUUAGAAAAA